CCCGGACCCCCCCGGGCGCCGCGGGUCCAGGCGGCCCGGAUGGCGGUCGCGGCGGCAGGGGCAGGGGCCGGGGCCGGCGCGGGCAGCAGGCGCGGCCACCACUGACGGGGAGUCGGCCGCCCAGAGCAGGCCGAGGAUGCAGCGCUGGAAGGCGGCGGCCUUGGUCUCGGUGUUCUGCAGCUCUGUGCUCUCCAUCUGGAUGUGUCGGGACGGCCUGCUCCUCAGCCACCGCCUUGGACCCGCGCUGGCCCCCCUGCACCGGCCGCCUCGCACCCUGGACGCCCGGAUCGCCCGCUUGGCCCAGUACCGUGCACUGCUGCAGGGCGCCCCGGACGCGGUGGAGCUGCGUGAGCUGACGCCCUGGGCCGGGCGGUCCCCUGGUCCGCGCCGUCGAGCGGGGUCCCGGCGGCGGCGCGCGCGUGCGCGGUCGGGCACGCGGCCGUGUGGGCUGCGCGAGCUCGAGGUGCGCGUGAGUGAGCUGGGCCUGGGCUACGCGUCGGACGAGACGGUGCUGUUCCGCUAUUGCGCAGGCGCUUGUGAGGCGGCCGCGCGCAUCUACGACCUGGGGCUGCGGCGCCUGCGCCAGCGGCGGCGCGUGCGGCGGGAGCGGGUACGCGCGCAGCCCUGCUGCCGCCCGACGGCCUACGAGGACGAGGUGUCCUUCCUGGACGCUCACAGCCGCUACCACACGGUGCGCGAGCUGUCGGCGCGCGAGUGCGCCUGCGUGUGACACUACCUCACCGGCCCGGCGAGACGGCGGCUACGCUCCAGCCCCGACGGCGUCCACCGUCCCGCCUGGCAAGACCCCCCAGCGGACUGCUCAUGCGCAGGAGAUGCAGUCGAGGUCUCGGGGCUCUCGCGAUAACUGUACUGAGAUAAAGUGUGGAAAACCGA
Molecule: messenger RNA, 894 nt
Organism: Manis javanica (Malayan pangolin)
Lineage: Eukaryota; Metazoa; Chordata; Mammalia; Pholidota; Manidae
Gene: NRTN
Product: neurturin
Molecular function (GO): glial cell-derived neurotrophic factor receptor binding; growth factor activity; receptor tyrosine kinase binding
Source: RefSeq, a predicted model, not a curated record